AUGGGUGAGAGCCAUAUAGAUGUUGUGAAGAAAGGAUGUGAGAUGUUUCAGAAGUGCGAAGACAUGAUCGGGAAGCUGGCGCUGUUUUCGUCUAACGAGACUAAAGAAGAUAUUAGCACCAACAAUCUCAAAUAUCUUUUGGUACCUUAUUACCUUGCGGAGUUGACAGAGAAAAUCAUACAGGACGACCGGAUUCCGAUUGUCAAAGCCUCGUAUGCAAAGUUGAAGGCAAUGGAACUUGUUCCGAAUGAGGAGUUGGAGGCUUCUUCACGAGGAGGUUCUGGUGCACUUGCUGAUCGUAGGGCUCUGAAGAUAGCUCGGUUCAAACGUCAAAAGGCUGCAGAGGCAAAGCUUCUUGAAAUUAAAGAGAGAAAGGAGCGACGUGAACGUUCCACUAAAGCAUCAGCUUUGUCGACUCCGGUUGAAUCUGAAGAAGAAGAUAUUCCAGAUGAUGACAGCGAAUAA
Molecule: messenger RNA, 465 nt
Organism: Arabidopsis lyrata subsp. lyrata
Lineage: Eukaryota; Viridiplantae; Streptophyta; Magnoliopsida; Brassicales; Brassicaceae
Product: PP2A regulatory subunit TAP46
Exons: 5
Coding region: 1-465 (154 amino acids)
Biological process (GO): regulation of dephosphorylation; regulation of signal transduction
Cellular component (GO): cytosol
Molecular function (GO): protein phosphatase 2A binding
Source: RefSeq, a predicted model, not a curated record